ACAUCCGUUUUGACGGCCUCUACUUCCUGGCUAGUCGUCGGCUUGGUUUGGUUUUUGUGUGCGUGUGUGAGUGUGUUUUUGCUGGAAAUGUUGCGACGUGGACUUGUUUGGCCGUGGAAAGUGUAACCGCCGACCGCUGGCUGUCGUUUGAGUCCCCGACAUGACGUCGUUCCAAGUGAUGUCGCUGUUGCGAGGUUUGAGGUCGACGGCGGUCACGACCUUCUUUCAAGUAUCCCAGCACGUCGGCACAUGGACAUGCCCCCUGGCAAGCCGACCCAUGGCCACCCUCAACCAGAUGCACCGGAAGGGGAAGCCCAAGCCCGUGCCCAAGGCGCCAGGCGCCACCUUUGGCCAGCCACAGAUGAAGGCGGUGGUCCUGAAGACGAUGAUCCGCAAGCCCAAGAAACCCAACUCGGCUAACAGGAAGUGCGCCCGCGUGCGCCUGUCCAACGGCAAGGAGGCGGUAGCCUUCAUCCCGGGCGAAGGCCACAACCUGCAGGAGCACAAUGUGGUCCUGGUGCAGGGCGGCCGUACUCAGGACCUGCCCGGCGUCAAGCUCACCAUUGUCAGGGGCAAAUACGACUGCGCGCAUGUCAUCAAGAAGAAACAGUGAAGGCACGCGGUUGCCGAUGGUGACGACUGCAUGGACAGCCGUUCGACAUAAUUCGCUCAUUCUGUCUGGAAAGGCAUUUUCAGUGGGGGAACUGUGUUAGAUCCACUAUGCAUCCAGAAGUUGAUGAAAGGACAAUUGAAGUUGACCUCUAAGGGUCAUUGAGCAUUUAGGGUUCAUCCGGAAAUGUCAUCCCACACAAACUUUUUGGGAGCUUCCCAAAGAAACGACAAAAACAUGAACCACAUGUACGAGCAAACCAAAAGAAUGGAUGGUGUCUUCAUGUACUCACAAUGUUGCAGCCGUCUGUCGCCAUGACAUGCCAGUCACUUGAAGGCACCCAUUUUGGUAUGGGCUAAUAAAAUACCACUGUUCACUUC
Hippocampus zosterae (dwarf seahorse) is the source of this 990-nucleotide messenger RNA. RefSeq names its product mitochondrial ribosomal protein S12 (gene mrps12). Gene Ontology annotation, cellular component: small ribosomal subunit; ribosome. Gene Ontology annotation, biological process: translation. The transcript has 3 exons. Gene Ontology annotation, molecular function: structural constituent of ribosome. The coding region runs from base 161 to 613 and encodes 150 amino acids. NCBI's taxonomy places the organism in Eukaryota, Metazoa, Chordata, Actinopteri, Syngnathiformes, Syngnathidae. The record is from RefSeq and is a predicted model, not a curated record.